CCAUGUAAACUCAAUAUACAUGGACGAUUUAGCACGUAUAAGUUCUAAAAUAUCCCUCAACUACUUUAAACUUGCAGAAAUGCCCCUCCUGGAAGGCCCUUCGUUACUUCAUUCAACACUCUUCUUGGCUCCAAAACCCUUCUUCACCAAAUUCUCCAAAAUAUUCAUCUCCGUAAGCAACAUGUCUAACCCAACCGAACCCACUUCCGAAACUGUCCCUCAAACCACACAGAAUUACCCCACACCCCUCUCCCCUCCCUUGCCUUCCAUAUCAAAGGACAUAGAGCUCACAAGAGCCAUGUCUGCCUCUUCGAAAUCAAGCCUUUUUAAGUUAUUAAGAAGUGAUGUGUUGUAUGAAGACGAGUGGCUCAUUGCUGUCAACAAGCCUCAAGGGGUUUAUUGUGAGAGUGUUUUGGCUUCUGUUCCCUGUCUUCUUGCUGAUAACUCGCCGUCGGGUCAACGCAGUGCAGUGACUGAAGCCAAACCUCCAGAGCUCCAUCUUGCCAAUCGCCUUGACCGUGACACAAGUGGUGUAAUGAUCAUUACCAAGUCCCACAAAGUAGCAGCUAAGCUUGUGAAGGCAUUUACUGAUCAUAAGGUGAGUAAAACUUAUAUUGCUCUCUGCAUUGGUAUUGCUCCAAAAUGGGAUAGAGUCACCCUUAAAUCAGGCCAUGGUCGGUCAAAGUUUGGAGCCUGGCGUGUGUAUGCUGCAUCAGAUGUAGGUCGGACUCUACCUGGUGGAUCUGUAGUCAGGGAAAUGGUUACUUCCUUCGAAGUGUUAUCAGUAAACAGACAGGGGAGCUACAGAGAGCUAUCUGAAUUUCAAAAAGAUGGAGCAAAUGUUAUAAUUGUUGAAAAAAAGGCCAAGAUAGAUGGUGAUGCAAAGAAGGAUGAGAUCUUGGUUAGAGCAUUUCCUCAGAGUGGAAGAACACAUCAAAUCCGCUUGCAUUGUCAGUAUCUUGGUAUUUCAAUUAGAGGGGAUGUGAAAUAUGAAGGCGUCUAUCGGUGGAAUGGGAGGACUUAUGAGGGCCAUGAACUUCAUGCGGAGAGCUUGUCUUUUGAGCAUCCAGUCACUGGUUCUCCUAUAAUGUUACGAGCACCUCUACCUUGUUGGGCUAGCCAAGCAUUGCAUUCAUCUUAAUGUCAUGCCUUCCACUCUAUUCAUUCUUUAAUAUUCAGGCUUCCAAAGAUCUACUAAUGAUAUUUAAAGGUGCUAUGAUACCUGCUCUCUUUUGAGGGUAAAAUCAUUUUUAAAUGAAUCAAUGAAGGGAUUACUGUUAAAGAACAGGAAAUAAGCUCCACAGAAAGGUCCUUUGACUAAAUGACAUGGCCAGUAACAUGAUUCUUCUUGAUCUGACAAGUGUGCUGCUGCAGAUUUAUGGCACUUUAGCAAAGCAGCCAAUGGUAAGAAAUUGCUGGAGUUGUAGCAUAUGCCUCAGUUGCAAUUGCAACCUCUUCAUCAACUGAAAUCCUAUGCCUACAGCAGUGAGAAAAAGGUUGAAAUCAUCGGCUGCCUGUGUGCUUUUUUUUCAAUACAAACAUGGUUGGAAUGGUUCUGAAAUUCAUCAAAACCUUAUUUUAGCUUGGCGAUUGUCAAACCCUGCUAAAAAAGGAUAAAAACUUCUUUUUACGUUAUGUAAAAUUCUGAUAGAAGCGUCCUUUUUAGGGGAUGUUUGUCACAAAUUCUAAAAUCAUUCAAGCCUGUGUAUUUAACCCAAAACAUAGGAAUUAUCUUUAAAAAAUAAAAUGAUAGUGAACAUCUUUCCUCUA
Molecule: messenger RNA, 1770 nt
Organism: Mangifera indica (mango)
Lineage: Eukaryota; Viridiplantae; Streptophyta; Magnoliopsida; Sapindales; Anacardiaceae
Product: RNA pseudouridine synthase 1
Exons: 2
Coding region: 20-1141 (373 amino acids)
Biological process (GO): pseudouridine synthesis
Molecular function (GO): RNA binding; pseudouridine synthase activity
Source: RefSeq, a predicted model, not a curated record